CCAUCUCUUCACUCACUAGACUCAACUCAUUUCCAAGAAACAACAAACUGCAUAUUUUUUAUUUCUAAAAUGGCAGCCAAUGGAAAUGGAAAUGGUUACUCUGACGACCCAGAGAAGCAGAAGCUGCUGUUGGAUGAGCAUGAAGAGAAGCAUUUCAUGUCCAGUGAGGUUGUUCGCGACAUUAUCAUCGGUGUCUCCGACGGCCUCACCGUCCCUUUUGCCCUCGCCGCCGGCCUGUCCGGCGCUGACGUCACUUCCUCUAUCAUUCUCAUUGCUGGCAUAGCUGAAGUCGCUGCUGGAGCCAUCUCUAUGGGCCUCGGCGGGUAUCUAGCCGCGAAAAGUGAAGCUGAUCAUUACGUGAGGGAGCUCAAGAGGGAACAAGAAGAGAUCAUCAAUGUCCCUGACAUAGAGGCAGCUGAAUGUGCAGAAAUUCUAGCGCAAUAUGGAGCAGAGCCCCAUGAAUAUGAAGGUGUGGUUAAUGCUUUAAGGAGAAACCCACAACAAUGGCUUGAUUUCAUGAUGAAGUUUGAACUUGGAUUGGAGGAACCAGAUCCGAUGAGAGCCCUUCAAAGCGCUGUAACAAUUGCAUUAUCAUACAUAAUGGGUGGAUUUGUGCCACUUCUGCCAUACAUGGUGAUUCCAGUGGCAAGAGAAGCUUUGGUCGGAUCUGUGAUUUUGACCAUUUUAGCGUUGCUGAUAUUUGGGUUUGCGAAGGGUUAUUUUACAGGGAAUCAGCCCUUCAAGAGUGCUAUGCAAACUGCUUUCAUUGGUGCCAUUGCUUCAGCAGCGGCCUACAGCAUAGCUAAAGCUUUCCAGAAAUGAAUUUAUUUUUUAUUU
This is a messenger RNA of Pistacia vera, 837 nucleotides long. RefSeq names its product vacuolar iron transporter 1-like. The coding region runs from base 70 to 822 and encodes 250 amino acids. Gene Ontology annotation, biological process: intracellular manganese ion homeostasis. The record is from RefSeq and is a predicted model, not a curated record. Gene Ontology annotation, molecular function: iron ion transmembrane transporter activity; manganese ion transmembrane transporter activity. NCBI's taxonomy places the organism in Eukaryota, Viridiplantae, Streptophyta, Magnoliopsida, Sapindales, Anacardiaceae. The transcript is spliced from 4 exons. Gene Ontology annotation, cellular component: vacuolar membrane.